This is a messenger RNA of Epinephelus lanceolatus (giant grouper), 1184 nucleotides long. NCBI's taxonomy places the organism in Eukaryota, Metazoa, Chordata, Actinopteri, Perciformes, Serranidae. The record is from RefSeq and is a predicted model, not a curated record.
UGACAGAGCACUGAGCUGAGGGAUGCAAGAGGUGUAGACACAUGUCAUUUUUGUCUUACAGAUUCUCAGUCGUCCUAUAGAUGGGAAGCGCUGUGGACUUGCAGGAUAACUUCCUCCAUGCUGCUGCUGCUGCUGGAAUGAUCUCUCCGGCUGAAAGACAAGCAACAGCUGGGCUGACUGAUCUGAAGCUCUUUGGAUCUCAGCGUCACCUGGACUUGAUCCCUCCUUGUUGACCGAGCAGCUUCUGGUGAUCGCUGCUCUUCAUUUUUACAUAUUUUGGUGUCACACACCUGAAUCUCUGCACUGUUGGCGUGAGCUAUUUUAGUCUGCCCAGACUGCACUGAGGUGUCGCUUGGAGAAGGGUGGACAAUUUUACUGUAAAUGUGUGUCUCUGCGACCGGCGCCGGACUGUCACCCUCAAAGUCUCCCACACCUGCUGAGAGCCCCUGGAAGCCACCUGCUGUGCCUCUGGGAUGGUGUGACGUCCAACCAGCUGUUGGCCGUCCCACAUCUGGGUCAAGAUGCCAGUGAUGAAGGGCCUCCUGGCCCCGCAGAACACCUUUCUGGACACCAUCGCUACACGCUUUGAUGGCACCCACAGUAAUUUCCUGUUGGGUAACGCCCAGGGCCACCGCGGCUAUCCCAUCGUCUACUGCUCAGACGGCUUCUGCGAACUGACCGGCUUCACAAGGACUGAGGUGAUGCAGAAGAACUGCAGCUGCCGCUUCCUGCACGGGGCCGACACCAGCGAGCACGUGGCCCAGCAGAUGGAGAAGGCGCUGGAGGGCCGUGAGGAGUACCAGGCUGAGGUCCACUUCUACAAGAAGAAUGGUGUGGCCUUCUGGUGUCUGCUUGACAUCGUGCCCAUAAAGAACGAGAAGGGAGAGAUGGUCCUCUUCCUGUUUUCAUUCAAGGACAUCACUGACACCUAUGGAAGGGGCCACCACAACAGCAAGAAGGAGGUUUCAGACGACAAGAGGCGCAGGAGGAAGAGCAGCUCUCACUUCAGCGAGGCCAGGAAGCGUGGACGCACCAUGUUGUACCAGCUUACCAGCCAGUUCUCGAGGGGAGGCAAAAGAGAAGUCAACUUGGGUGGUGAGGGCGGGGCCAUGAUCCACACACAGAGUGGACAGCAGUGUAACUUCAGAGCAGAGCUGACACAUAAGGCAAUGAAACAGACCUAA